Molecule: messenger RNA, 1813 nt
Organism: Anopheles coustani
Lineage: Eukaryota; Metazoa; Arthropoda; Insecta; Diptera; Culicidae
Gene: ReepA
Product: receptor expression-enhancing protein 1
Exons: 5
Coding region: 249-1430 (393 amino acids)
Biological process (GO): endoplasmic reticulum tubular network organization
Cellular component (GO): endoplasmic reticulum tubular network; cytoplasmic microtubule; endoplasmic reticulum membrane
Molecular function (GO): microtubule binding
Source: RefSeq, a predicted model, not a curated record
CGGAACGUCGCGAUUCGCGUCCGGUAGUGUAUGGUGUUUUUUACCAAUGCUCAAUAUUCUGUGUAGUUCACCGGGUCGAAGCGCGUGUGUGUAAAAGUGCUGUUAUUGCCUCACAAAGUAGUACCAAAAUCGGUUGAAAAAGUUGAGUGUUGUUUUGAUUUGGUUUCGGUAUCGAUCGCUUGGCUCAAGGUUUGCAGUUUUCACAGUGCAAGAUAGAUGCAUGAGGCAGAAUAGCUGAACGCGCAAACAUGAUAAGCGCAAUAGUUUCCCGUUUGGUGAUACUGCUCUUUGGGACGCUCUAUCCGGCGUACGCCUCCUACAAGGCGGUGCGUACCAAGAACGUCAAGGAGUAUGUAAAAUGGAUGAUGUACUGGAUCGUGUUUGCGUUCUUCACCUGCAUCGAGACGUUCACCGACAUCCUGCUGUCUUGGUUUCCGUUCUACUAUGAAAUCAAGGUGAUCAUCGUACUGUGGCUGCUCUCUCCGGCGACCCGCGGCAGUUCGACGCUCUAUCGCAAGUUCGUUCACCCGAUGUUGACCCGUCGUGAACAGGAAAUCGACGAUUACAUCAAUCAGGCCAAAGAGAAGGGUUACACUGCUGUACUGCAGCUGGGUUCGAAGGGUGUCAACUAUGCGACGAAUGUCAUCAUGCAAACGGCCAUCAAGGCUUUCGGCACUAAAUCUGACACCCCACUGGGAAGCAUGAUGCGCGUGAGCCAAUCCGACAAUUCGCUGCUACUGACAGCUGCAGCGGCCGCGGCCGUGGCCACCAGUGGUUACGGUGGAGGUGCUAUCAACACCGGUGGUACACGAGCCACCAACAACGUGCAUGAUUCUGCAACCUCCGGGGAAGAUGAGCGCGAUACGUCGUACCAACCCGCUGCAUCGUCAUCAAUCGCUAGUGGUCGAGUUCGUCGUUCCCAGUCGGUGGAUUCUGCUCUCAACAAACCCGCCCAACGUAACCCAGCAUCAACCCGAGCGUCCGCUGGUCGGAGUGUGACUCGGGCUGCUGCUGCCGCCGCUACCCAGUACUCCCACGGUGUCAUUUACGAGAUGGACAGUGAGGAAGAGGAGCAGCACUUCCUGGAGACGGAAACGGACAUUGCACUCGGUGAAAUAACGGGCCACAAGUACGCCACCCUCCCGGGACGAGGUCGCAGCCGUGCCACAACGCUCACCAGUCCAAGUGGUGAAGAAUCCGAUGGGACAGAAAGCAUCAGCUCAAAAGGGCAAGGUCGUUCGGUGGUCACCGGCAAGGUUGCCAAACGGAAACCUAGCUCGACACUCCAACAGGACACGGAACUAGUGAAGAAAACUUCUCGAAGUGUUAGUACCAAGGGAGCCACUACGGCUUCCUCUACGACGGGGGCAGCUCGGGGUCGCAAGAAGGUUCGCAAGGAAUCAGACAGCAUCGACAUGGACGUGGAGUAAGCGAGCGUAUAGUUCGCACGCUUGCCUAUUUUCUUUCAUCCCAAAUAGACACAUGGCGGCAGGGAUUUACUCUUAGUCAGGAAACUCUCCAGCAGGGCUUAGUUUUAAAUUGAAAGACUCAUUGAAACCAUUUCAGUCACAUGUUAUUUGCUUGGCCUAGGGUUAGAAAAUAAUCAUUUAAAUGAAACACAAUAGACUUAUUCGCGUGUAGUAAAAGGCCACGGGAACUGAUUUUCUAGAAUAAUGGUCGUUUUCUGUAAACUAAUACGUUCUUUAAACGCUUAAAUUUAGUCGAAUGCAAUUGACGUGGAGAAGUAACUAAUUACGAAGAAGUUGCUCCUCUAUUUGCUUAUUUUUUGAAUUAAAUUUAACAGAACGAUUAA